Messenger RNA from Medioppia subpectinata, 2082 nucleotides. NCBI's taxonomy places the organism in Eukaryota, Metazoa, Arthropoda, Arachnida, Sarcoptiformes, Oppiidae. The record is from the annotation of a GenBank genome assembly.
AUGAUGACAGCGAUUGCAUACGACGGACACUCAGCCAAACGCAUCAAAACGGCUGAUGAAGACCGAAACUUUAACCAAAAUCCCAACUAUUUUGGACAUUCAAACUCCCGGUACUCCAACCCUAACCGAGACGACGAUCGAGUGAAUCACGUGCUGCUCAUAACAGUGAUAAACCCCGCGUAUCCCAUCACUUGCGAUGUAAUCAAUCAAAUCUGUAGUCCGAGUGGGAAAGUGUUGCGAAUCGUCAUAUUCAAGAAGAAUGGCGUUCAGGCGAUGGUUGAGUUUGAUUGUGUGGACUCAGCAAAGAGGGCCAAACAGGCACUCCAUGGAUGCGAUAUUUAUUCCGGGUGUUGUACUCUUCGUAUUGAAUACGCAAAACCGACUCGUCUGAAUGUAUACAAGAACGACAACGAGAGCUAUGACUAUACGAACCCAACUCUCGGUGAGUCCCACAGUAAACCGUGCGAUAGACCGGCUCUUCUCACUGAACCCAAUCAUAUGAUGGGCGCCGACGCCAGGAGCCAAAGUUCAAUGACAGCCCCUCAUCCCGGAGGCUAUGCACCCGACCAUCACGACGGUUACGGUCAUCACGACGGCUACGGCCGACCCCCUCCAACGGCCGCCCAACCCUAUAUGGGUGACCCUUAUAUGCAACAAACAGAUCCCUAUCGAGAUGGACGUCAACCGCCAGUGUUGGCCACAACACCGGCGCCCGGCUAUGGGCCGCCGCCCGGCGCCACUCCACUAAUAGGAGGCGGACCUCCGCCACCGGCGGGUGCGCCACAACAGGGGGCUGUUAUGAUGGUCUAUGGCUUAGAUCACGAAAAGAUGAAUUGCGAACGAAUUUUCAAUUUAUUUUGUUUAUUCGGAAAUGUUGUUCGAGUGAAAUUUCUAAAGAGCAAAGAGGGCUGCGCUAUGGUUCAGAUGGGAGACCCGGUGGCGGUGGAGCGGUGCGUGAGUGCACUGAAUAACGUGACGUUCUUCGGCCUCGACGGUUACGGUCAUCACGACGGCUACGGCCGACCCCCUCCAACGGCCGCCCAACCCUAUAUGGGUGACCCUUAUAUGCAACAAACAGAUCCCUAUCGAGAUGGACGUCAACCGCCAGUGUUGGCGACAACACCGGCGCCCGGCUAUGGGCCGCCGCCCGGCGCCACUCCACUAAUAGGAGGCGGACCUCCGCCACCGGCGGGUGCGCCACAACAGGGGGCUGUUAUGAUGGUCUACGGCUUAGAUCACGAAAAGAUGAAUUGCGAACGAAUUUUCAAUUUAUUUUGUUUAUUCGGAAAUGUUGUUCGAGUGAAAUUUCUAAAGAGCAAAGAGGGCUGCGCUAUGGUUCAGAUGGGAGACCCGGUGGCGGUGGAGCGGUGCGUGAAAUUUCUAAAGAGCAAAGAGGGCUGCGCUAUGGUUCAGAUGGGAGACCCGGUGGCGGUGGAGCGGUGCGUGAGUGCACUGAAUAACGUGACGUUCUUCGGCCAUAAGAUGCAAUUGAGUUACUCGAAGCAGGCGUUCCUCAACGACGUGCAGCAGCCCUUCGAUCUGAUCGACACGACGCCCUCCUUCAAAGACUUUAUGGGCAACAGAAACAAUCGGUUCACUAACCCCGAGGCCGCCUCCAAAAACAGAAUCUCUCCGCCCGCAAAGGUUUUGCACUUUUUCAAUGCCCCGCACGGCGUCACCGAAGACGACAUCAUGAAUAUCUUCAAAACCAACUCUACUGUCUAUCCGAGUGCUGUCAAGUUUUUCCAGUCCAAAACCGAACGAAGCUCUUCAGGUCUGAUCCAAUUCGAAAGCGUGGCCGAAGCGAUGGAGGCGUUGGUUCUCUGCAAUCAUGUCUCGAUUCCCAACCCAAUAUUUGAAAGCAUUCACUUGCACUUUUUCAAUGCCCCGCACGGCGUCACCGAAGACGACAUCAUGAAUAUCUUCAAAACCAACUCUACUGUCUAUCCGAGUGCUGUCAAGUUUUUCCAGUCCAAAACCGAACGAAGCUCUUCAGGUCUGAUCCAAUUCGAAAGCGUGGCCGAAGCUAUGGAGGCGUUGGUUCUCUGCAAUCAUGUCUCGAUUCCCAACCCAAGUCAGUAG